AUGAAAUUUUUAACUGCUUUAGCUUUCCUUGGUUUAUCAUGUAUUGCUCAAUCUUCAUUAAUUCAAGAACGUGGUGAUUAUGGUGACGAUGAUUAUGAAAAACAUUAUCCAAGUAAAACUUAUGAUCCUUAUCCAGUUGGUGUAACUGAUUUCCCAAAAAAAUUUGCAAUUGGCGCAAAAGUUGAUGGUAAAAUUUAUAUUGUUAAUGAAAUUGAUGAUGGUCAAAUUGAAUUUGGUCCUGAUGAAUAUAAAAAACCAAAAAAAAAAUGGUCAAAACAUCCAAAAAAAAAAUAUUCAAAACAUGAUUGGAAAAGAAGUGAUGAUGAUGAAGAUGAAGAUGAUUACGAUUCAGAUGAUGAAGAUUAUUCCGGUUCAGACUAUUUAACUUUUAGUUAUUAUCAAGGAUUAGCAUGGUUCAAAUUAAAAAAUUCUGUUUUAACUGAUAAAAAAGGUAGAAUUGGAGAAAUUGUUGCAAAUCAUCAAUUUCAAUUUGAUGAUGCUAUUCAACCAGAUGCUCUUUACUCAAAAGGUUGGUCAAUUGUUAAAAAAUAUGGUUACUUGUUAUUAGCUAUUAAUGGUAAAACCAAAUUUUAUGAUUCAGCUGUUGAUAGUUACGGUCUUUACAAAGUUUAUGAUGAACCAAUUACAAAUGAAUCAAGAGAAAUUAAAUUGAUUGUUAUUCCCCUUCACUAUUAA
Lodderomyces jiufengensis is the source of this 696-nucleotide messenger RNA. RefSeq lists its product as uncharacterized. The transcript has a single exon. Gene Ontology annotation, biological process: fungal-type cell wall organization. Bases 1 to 696 code for a protein of 231 amino acids. The record is from RefSeq and is a predicted model, not a curated record. Gene Ontology annotation, cellular component: fungal-type cell wall. Lineage: Eukaryota; Fungi; Ascomycota; Pichiomycetes; Serinales; Debaryomycetaceae. Gene Ontology annotation, molecular function: structural constituent of cell wall.